Messenger RNA from Danio rerio (zebrafish), 2126 nucleotides. The record is from RefSeq and is a predicted model, not a curated record. Lineage: Eukaryota; Metazoa; Chordata; Actinopteri; Cypriniformes; Danionidae.
ACGAGCUCAUGAUUCCAUCGCUGCGCCGCGCGGUGCAUUCUGGUAGAAGUUGAAAGAUUCAAGAUGGCGGCGAGCAGGAGACUACACAAGGAACUUGAAGAAAUCCGCAAGUCUGGGAUGAAAAACUUCCGUAACAUUCAAGUUGAUGAAUCAAACAUAUUGACAUGGCAAGGCCUUAUUGUUCCAGACAACCCUCCAUACGACAAAGGGGCAUUCAGGAUCGAGAUCAUCUUCCCUGCAGAAUACCCUUUCAAACCACCCAAGAUCACGUUCAAAACGAAGAUCUACCACCCCAACAUUGACGAGAAGGGACAGGUCUGCCUGCCUGUCAUUAGUGCAGAGAACUGGAAACCAGCCACCAAAACUGACCAAGUAAUCCAGUCGCUCAUCGCCCUGGUGAACGACCCACAGCCAGAACACCCUCUGAGGGCCGACCUAGCAGAAGAAUACUCAAAAGACCGUAAAAAAUUCUUUAAGAACGCAGAAGAGUUUACAAAGAAACACGGCGAAAAGCGGCCAGUGGACUAACAAUACCUGACAAGUGUGUAGCCCCAGACCCCCUCCUCCUCCUCCUUUUCUGAUCCUCUCCCCCUUCGCUCUGCUACCCAAACGCCAUCCUUUAUCCCUUCCUCCAGCUUUUCCCCUCCUUCUCCUUUCCACGUGUCACUGUAGUCGAGCUGGAGAAGAUCAGCGCCGCUGCAGCCUCCGUCUUGAAGCAGGACGCCCUGAGGACAUCCCAUCAGUUUCUGCUGUUAGCUUGAGGCCCUUAUACUAACUUUCUUACCAUGUUGUUCAUUUUGGUUUUAAUUUGUUUUCUUUCUAAAUUUGGUUCGAGGAUAACUUAAAAGACACGGAAGUCGGAAGUUGUACUGGGGCGUUUCAGUUGUACAUGCUGUUGACCCUUUUUUGUAAUGAAAUCCAAUCAUUGCGUUGUUUAUUAUUAUUAUUAUUACACACAACUUUCGGAAAGUACUUUUUGGAAGUGACAGUUCAUUUAAAUCUGAAUGGAUUGUAAUUUAUCAUGUAUAUUAUUAUUGUUACGUUGUUCCCUUGCAUUUUAUUAACUUUUUUGAUUUCUGCAAAGUGAAAGGAGACGUGUAAGGAGGUCAUGCAGCUGGAGGAUUUCGGCGACGGCGACAGAUUAUUUCAUAUAUAUCUUUUUACUUUUCACUGCACUUGUUGGGUUGCACCGUAUGUCUGAGGAACAGGCUACUUUCAGCCCUUUACCAAGCCUCAAAUCGGCAAAACCACUGUAAAGUCUGAAACAAGCGGCGGCUUAAGAGCCGAUGUUGCUAUGAAAUACUUUUGUUUCACAAAUGAAAAAAAAGGAAGGAUGAAAACAAUGCUCUUUGUGUGAGUGAACGUAAUUUUUCCAUGAUGAUCACUAAUUUUAAACAUCUUUUAACACGUUUCAUAGGAAACUCUUGUAUAUUGUUGAUUAUUUGGGUUUAAACCUACAAAUGGCCCCUAGGAUUACGGACAUGUGUGCUACUGAGGAUUAUUACUCCCGUUUUUUUCCCCCCCAGCACAGAAUAAACGCAGUAGUUUACCAUCAGUUUUCUAGAACAUUCUCUUCGAAGUAUAUUAUCCUGUCGGAUUUCAUCUUAAUGGUUCCUUACGCCACUCUUUCUAAUGCAAAUGGACAUUCGGGCUUUCUCUAGUUAAAGAUAUUCAAGUAAUAUUUGCUUCUGGAUAUGGGUGAAGUCUCGCAGUAUGCCUCAAAGUUUUUUAUUUUCUCGUUAAAGGCUUACUUUUCGGUCAUUUAAAAAGCGCUCCAGAUUUUGUGUACCAAAAUAAAGGAAGACCAAAUGCAGGAGAAACUCGGGUUUGAUUGACUUUUGGGUUUUUCUUAUUGAAGUCAACCGAUCCAAAUAUCUUAAAAGAGCAUUACGGAUUUUGUGUGAUGAAAUCAAAUCCAAUCUUGAGAGUUUAGCGAUUUUGUUUAACCUGAAUAUAUUAGCAUUAGUGAACUGUAUGAAGACUACUAGUUAAACCCCCAAACUUGUUGCUUCAAUUACAGCUUAUUCUGAAUUAAGCCGUCAAUGGCCUGAAUAACACACACAGGUUAUAAACAUGUUAACCCUAAUAUGUGACAAACUCACCAAAUAAAGGCUAUUUUGACCUAG